This is a messenger RNA of Oncorhynchus keta (chum salmon), 2524 nucleotides long. RefSeq names its product serine/threonine-protein phosphatase 6 catalytic subunit. The record is from RefSeq and is a predicted model, not a curated record. The transcript has 7 exons. Gene Ontology annotation, cellular component: cytoplasm. Gene Ontology annotation, molecular function: protein serine/threonine phosphatase activity. NCBI's taxonomy places the organism in Eukaryota, Metazoa, Chordata, Actinopteri, Salmoniformes, Salmonidae. Gene Ontology annotation, biological process: G1/S transition of mitotic cell cycle; peptidyl-serine dephosphorylation. The coding region runs from base 214 to 1059 and encodes 281 amino acids.
CAUUGCAAAACGCAUAUUCAAUCAAAUAAACCUCAAAUAGCAUGUAAGAUAUAAAAAAAACGUGUUGACCAAAUUCAACACUCUCCUUGAAUCCUUACUUGGUGGACGAAACAACAAAAGCGCCACUUGCUGGUGGGAGACCGAUUUUUCGCUCUCUUCUCUCUGUUUAUACAGACAAAUAUCACACGCGCACUAGCACAGUGCACAGGGAGCAUGAGAUUAUGUGACUAUGUAUGUGAUUUGCUACUCGAGGAAUCAAAUGUUCAACCAGUAUCCACUCCAGUCACUGUUUGUGGAGACAUUCAUGGCCAGUUUUAUGACCUAUGUGAACUCUUCAGAACUGGCGGACAAGUUCCAGACACAAACUACAUUUUUAUGGGAGACUUUGUGGACAGGGGAUACUACAGCUUGGAGACAUUCACGUAUCUGCUAGCCUUAAAAGCCAAGUGGCCGGACCGCAUCACGCUUCUACGAGGAAAUCACGAAAGCAGGCAGAUAACACAGGUGUACGGCUUUUACGAUGAGUGCCAAACUAAAUAUGGAAAUGCAAAUGCGUGGCGAUACUGCACUAAAGUGUUUGACAUGCUAACAGUAGCGGCUUUGAUAGACGAGCAGGUCCUUUGUGUGCAUGGUGGUCUUUCACCUGACAUCAAGACCCUGGACCAGAUCCGCACAAUCGAGCGCAACCAAGAGAUUCCCCACAAGGGGGCCUUCUGUGACCUGGUGUGGUCGGACCCAGAGGAUGUGGACACCUGGGCCAUCAGUCCGCGAGGUGCAGGCUGGCUGUUUGGCGCCAAGGUCACUAAUGAGUUUGUUCACAUCAAUAAUCUGAAGCUGAUUUGCCGUGCACACCAGCUGGUCCACGAGGGCUACAAGUUCAUGUUUGACGAGAAGCUGGUGACGGUGUGGUCCGCGCCCAACUACUGUUACCGCUGUGGAAACAUUGCCUCCAUCAUGGUCUUCAAAGACGUGAACACCCGGGAGCCCAAGCUGUUCCGCGCCGUGCCCGACUCAGAGCGGGUCAUCCCUCCCAGAACAACAACACCUUAUUUCCUCUAAUCACAAGAGCCAUUUUGUUCACUCCAAAAAUAGCCCGUUGCCUCUUUCCCUCACCAAUUUCCCGUUUGCUGUCUUAAGGAAGUGGAUAGGUGUAACUAAGAAAUGACAAUACAAUGGCUUCACCUUGGUCUGGUCCAGAACUAACCAUAGCUCUUACCUCUUCAGUGUUUACAGAUCUGAAGGAAUGAGAUGUGUAUAAGCACAAAAAAGCAUAAAAUAUAUUAUAAACAUAUCUUGUGUAAUUUCCAUUGUUGUAUGUUGUUGAAUCAAACAGCUGGCCAUCACGGUCUAGCUGGUGUUGGUGAGGGAAAGUGUCUGGCAGAGAGAUUCACAGUCAAAGUGCGUCUCUAUAUACUAGUGUCAUGAAUACAUUUAAUUUCAAAGCUUUUUUUUGUAAGCUCCCCUAAGCCUCAUUGAAAGGUUGAGCUGUCACUAGUUUGUUUACAUCCGUCUCAUCCCUUUAGAUCUGCAAAAACCUAAGUGAUAGAUGCUUCUGGACUGAAUCUUGUAAUACUUUUAGGGGAUCUAUCUAUAUUUCUUAGUCCUAUCUGGUUUGUUGUCAUCUGCAAAGGUUUAGUGGUUUUGGGACUGGGCUAUUGUCCCCACUGUCAACAAUCCCCUCCCACCCCCAAGCUUCUCCCAACUGAACUUGCAUUUCUCGAUCUGUUAUAUUGAACAUUUUCUUUCUUGAAAUAUCCCACCUCAGUCCUGCCUCAUUCCCUUGAUAGUAUUUGAUGUUGCCAAAUGCAUAUUUGUUUUUGUAGAUUAACAUUGUUGCAUUGGAUGAAUUGACUCAAUAGUACUGUUGGCCCUUCAUUUCAUUUGAAGCCCUAUCUCUAUACUUCACCCCAAUACUCCUGAUUUUAAUUUCUACUCCCUCAAAUUCUAUUUGAUGUGAGUAAAUGGGACACGCUGUUCCUAUUAAAUGUAAUUGUAGCCAACAGUGUAUUUGUAUGAAUGUUUUGCAGCUUUGUGCACAUUCAACGGUCAUUCAUCUACUCUGCUCCUUUAUAGGGAUAUUAUCAUAGGCUGUCACGGAUUGAAUUCCUUGAAUUGCACUGUCUGUCUCAGAAUUCCAUGUUAACUAUUGAAUGGAAUUCAGUGAUGUGAGUUUUAUCGUUCCAACUGGGUCGAUAUUGCAAUUACGCUAAAGGCAUGUCAGACCUGAUACUAUGAACUCUCAGCUGUAAUCUAUAGAAGAAAACAGUUUUGUCCUCAUGUCGUACUAUCUUCACAGAUAUUAUUUCCACAGAAGACAGCAACUUAAGUAUGCUGCUGCUGUUUUUUAAACCAGAUCAGGGUGAUUGGGGAGGGGAUAAGUCUUGGGGACUGUGUGGGCGAUUAGGCUUUUGUACAUUGAAAUAAUUGUAUUGAUUAUUUCUCCUAUUUUUUUCUGAUUUGUUGUAUUUUAUUAUUGUAGACCGCUAUCAACCUACCAAUUGAAAAUAAAAAGCCUUUAACUUAA